Molecule: messenger RNA, 801 nt
Organism: Capsaspora owczarzaki ATCC 30864
Lineage: Eukaryota; Filasterea; Ministeriida; Capsasporidae
Product: metallophosphoesterase domain-containing protein 1
Exons: 2
Coding region: 1-801 (266 amino acids)
Molecular function (GO): hydrolase activity
Source: RefSeq, a predicted model, not a curated record
AUGGCUGUGCAGACUGGCAGCGCCGACGCGUACUGGGAAUCGGUCAAGCACACGCAUACGGUCGAGACGGUCGAGCCGGUUGACGCAGCCGCCGUCGCCAAGCCAGAAGGGUUCUUCCGAGUCGUGUGCAUAUCCGACACGCACUCGCUGACGGACAAGCUCGUCGUGCCGGACGGCGAUUUGCUGGUUCACGCCGGCGAUUUCAGCAACAAGGGCUCGAAGGCCGACAUUGUCAAGUUCAACGAGUUUCUCGGUCGGCAGCCACACAAGCACAAGGUGGUCAUUGCGGGUAAUCACGACCUGACGCUCGACGAGAGCAAUAUUGAAGAGCUCAGGGAGCAGUUUCGGUGCAAGGACACGGAAACGCCGGCACAGCUCAAAGCGCUCCUCACCAAUUGCAUCUAUCUCGAGGAUGCGCUGGUUGAGGUCGAGGGGUUUCGCAUUUACGGGUCACCAUGGACGCCGUACUUUUUCGGCUGGGGAUUCAAUCUGGAACGAGGCGCGCCCAUUCGCGCAAAGUGGGACUUGAUUCCGAACAAUGUCGACAUUUUGAUCACACACGGUCCCCCGGUUGGGUAUGGCGAUCGCACGACCGGUGGCAACUAUGCGGGAUGCGCCGACUUGCUCGAGGCGAUUCAAUCGCGCAUCAAGCCAAAACUGCACGUCUCUGGCCACAUACACGAGGGUGCGGGCCUGACGCGUGACGAAUUUGGCAUAUUGUACGCGAAUGCCUCGACUUGCACACAUCGCUACCAACCCGUGUUGCCAGCCAUCGUUGUUGAUCUUCCCAAAAAAAAUUAA